This is a messenger RNA of Pogona vitticeps (central bearded dragon), 2588 nucleotides long. RefSeq names its product suppressor of cytokine signaling 4 (gene SOCS4). Gene Ontology annotation, biological process: negative regulation of epidermal growth factor-activated receptor activity; positive regulation of proteasomal ubiquitin-dependent protein catabolic process; intracellular signal transduction. The record is from RefSeq and is a predicted model, not a curated record. Gene Ontology annotation, molecular function: 1-phosphatidylinositol-3-kinase regulator activity. Lineage: Eukaryota; Metazoa; Chordata; Lepidosauria; Squamata; Agamidae. Gene Ontology annotation, cellular component: phosphatidylinositol 3-kinase complex.
CUCUCUGUGUGUGUGUGUCUGUGCGUCUGUGUGUGUGUGUGUAAUUUGGCCCCAUGGCCCGACUUGCUCCAAUAAUUUGGAAGUUGUUUUUUUCCUAAUCUCCCAAAUCCUGGAACUUGGGGCUCCUUUAGGGCUGCAAUCUGAGCCUUUUUAUGCCUCCUUUUUCACUGAAGAAGACGAUGCAAAAAUUUGAUUGCACCAGGUAAUUUUCAUUGCACAAGAUAAAUUUCCAUAGCACAAGGAUACUUUGAAUGGCACAAGGAUAAUUUCCAUUGCACAAGGGUAAUUUCGGUUCAUUGAAUCAGAUGGCCCACCUCCCCUGAAUACCCUGCACCUCUCCCUUUCUUGCCUCCUCUCUUCCUCUUCAUUCUUUCUUUCUCUCCUUCCCCCGUCACAAAUUCUCUUCCUCCCUUGUUCUCGGAUUUCCCUUUCCUCAUUUCCCUGUCUGCUUUUCCAUUCUCCCUCCCCAGUAAUCCCCUAAUGCCCCAGUCCAGCCCCUCCUUUGCUCCAGCUGUGCAAGGGGGGGAGGAAUCCAGUCCACCUUUGUGUCUGAAGAGGAGCAGAUCCAGCUCGCAUUGAUUACUAGCUAUCCGGUGGGAUCAAGUCUCUCUGGGGUCUCCUUUUUGGGGUCUGCCCUCCCAAAUGUCUCUUCCUAGAAGCAGCAGAUACAUCGCAGAAGUCCCUGAUGGAUGCUUUCUGUGAUAGGAAGAGGGACAGCAGGAGCUGGCAACAGUAGUCCUGGAAAUCUUGCAAAGCCUGUCACGGGGAAAGAAAAAGAAAUGGCAGAAAAUAAAGAGAGGAAUCCUAAAAAUUCCGAUGUGAGACCCAAAACCAGCCGGAGCAGAAGUGCGGACCGGAAAGAUGGAUAUGUAUGGAGUGGAAAGAAGCUUUCCUGGACAAAAAGGAGUGAGAGCAGCAUGGAUGCGGAAACAGCCAGUACCUCAGGAAAGUCCACAUUUAGUUUAAGGAGCCAGGAGACAAAGCACAGUUGUUCCUCAACUGAGCUGGACUUGGAACGUUCCUGUGGCCACCGCUUCCUAGGCCGUUCUCUUAAGCAGAAGCUCCAAGACGCGGUGGGACAGUGUUUUCCCAUCAAGAAUUGUAGCAGCCGGCACUCUGCAGUGCUCCCCUCCAAGAGGAAAAUACAUAUCAGCGAGCUUAUGCUUGACAAGUGUCCUUUUCCGCCACGAUCCGAGCUAGCCUUUCGGUGGCAUCUGAUUAAACGACACACCGCUCCGGUGAAGCAGAAAUCUGAAAGUUGGCUCAGUAUGGAGUCCUCCCUGGAUGAAGGGAUGGAGGGGGAACUGAGAGACCUUGAGGGUACAGAUGGAGGAGGGUCUGUGAUUUCACAGGCGUGUAACAUGAGCGACAGCGCUUCCUGCCGGUGUGAUCCCCGGGGUGAGCUGGCCCUGGGUCGGCAGCUCAAGAACAGCAGGGAGGACAGCGACAUGGACUCCGAUGACGAAGCGGUGACCCUUUGCACUAGCUCUCGGAAAAGGAACAAGCCACGAUGGGAAACGGAUGAUGAACUGCUGCAACUGGAAACGCCUCCCAAGUAUCAUACUCAGAUCGAUUAUGUGCACUGUCUCGUCCCUGACCUCCUUCAGAUCAAUAAUAAUCCAUGCUACUGGGGAGUGAUGGAUAAAUAUGCUGCCGAAGCACUUCUGGACGGAAAGCCCGAGGGCACUUUUUUGCUACGAGACUCUGCUCAGGAAGAUUACUUGUUUUCUGUCAGUUUUCGCCGCUACAGCCGUUCCCUUCAUGCCAGGAUUGAGCAGUGGAAUCAUAAUUUCAGCUUUGAUGCUCAUGACCCAUGCGUCUUCCAUUCUCCGGACAUUACUGGGCUUUUAGAGCAUUACAAAGAUCCAAGCUCAUGUAUGUUCUUCGAGCCACUUCUCUCCACGCCAUUGAACAGGACUUUCCCCUUUUCUCUUCAACAUAUAUGCAGGACUGUUAUAUGUAACUGUACCACUUAUGAUGGCAUAGAUGCCCUUCCUAUUCCGCCCUCUGUCAAGUUAUAUUUGAAAGAAUAUCAUUAUAAGUCAAAAGUCAGAGUCCUGAGGAUUGAUGUACCAGAGUAACAACCCUAGAGGACAUUUGAAAAGAGGCCUUUCUGGUUGUUUAGUCCAGUUCUGUUCUGUUUAGGGAUUUAUUUGUUUGUUUGGGGGUUUUUCUUGUCAAUUUCUUUUCCUGAAAAUCUGUUUAAUAGCCCAAAUUGAACUCUGCCUGAGCCUUAUGGCCCAAACAGGGUUUUUUAAUUCCCCUGCCUCAUUGAGCAGGUUUUUUGUGAACACACACUAUAUGUGAUUUUAGGAUUAGUAAUAUUCUGUGAGAUUUUAUGGGACUUCAGGUAGUUUUUUGUUUGUUUUUACUGAAACCUAAGCUUUCAGAUUUGAAGCUGAGUCAGAAAUGAAUUUGACUUGCCUUUUAUAAACUGAUUUAUAUGCGGUACUAGCAUGUUUUGAAACACUGUUAUCUGACAUUUCCUCAAGAGUGACUAAUUUGUAUUUUAUACCUUUAUUUGAAAAUUAGUACUUUGUCCUCUCUAAAAAAAAGUAAAAGUAAAACGAAUAACUCUGUUUACAUUG